AUGACAAAGGAAAAAAUGGCAGGAACAAAGGGCACAAUCCCGGAAUACGCAAUUGGGGAGAAAGUAUGGCUGGACGCAAAGAAUGUGGAAAUCCGUUCCAACUCCAACAAAUUGGACCCUAAGCGCCUGGGACCUUUUGAAGUCACCAAAAAGAUCUCCAGCCACGCAUACCGCCUGAAACUUCCUGAGUCACUGAAAAUCCAUGACGUCUUUUACGGGGGCUACUGGGAAGAAGAAUAUGAAGUUGAACAAAUCAUCGACUCUAAAAGACAACGGGGAAAAUGGUUUUACCUAAUUAAAUGGAAGGGAUACGGACCGGAAGACAAUUCCUGGGAACCGGAAGAACUCCUAGAACAUAGCCAAGAAGAGAUUCAACGUUUCAACAGGUCACGACUGAAAAAGGCUUGUGACUCCGCCAAGAGCCUUUAA
Molecule: messenger RNA, 429 nt
Organism: Rhizoctonia solani
Lineage: Eukaryota; Fungi; Basidiomycota; Agaricomycetes; Cantharellales; Ceratobasidiaceae
Product: Retrotransposable element Tf2 protein
Exons: 2
Coding region: 1-429 (142 amino acids)
Biological process (GO): chromatin organization; negative regulation of transcription by RNA polymerase II
Cellular component (GO): pericentric heterochromatin
Molecular function (GO): chromatin binding
Source: RefSeq, a predicted model, not a curated record